GUGUUUGGGUGGCACACCUUCUCAUCAGCAGCCCACGGUCAAGGUGGAGUAUUCAUUGAGACGUUUCCUAUAGCUGGGAUGCAUACAAAGGGCAAGAAGGAGAAGCAGUAAGCUACCUGGAUCUGGGUGGAGACUAUAUACUUGCCUAGCGCCAUGGAUCUAAAUAUACACAUAGGAUCUUCUGAUGUACCUUGAUGGAAGAUACCACUUGAAAUAUAUUACUAUCCAAAGAGUGACUGUCAUUACAUACAUAAGAAAGGGGACGGCAAGGCCAUGGAUAUUUCAACUGGAGACAUCCAGCAGGUUCUUUCCAUUGACCAAAUUCGUUCGAUCAGGGCCAACAAUGAUUAUGUGGAGCGACCAGCUAUAUCGUUCAUGCAGACUUGGUCUAAUCCUUCCCUUUCUCAACAUGCUGCAAAGCAAGAGUGGUCUAAUGACCACCUGGUGACCUAUAAUCACCAGGAUCUACAUCGCAGCCAAAGCCAUCAACACCAAUCACAACAUAUUAUCCAAGAUCUAAGUCAUUCCAGUACAAUAAGCUCAGUUUCUCGGAGUACCACAGCGUCAGACCAGAGACUGCUAACUGGAAUUACUCCAUCCAAUUCAGGGCAAUCACUUAUGAGGACACAGCCUAAGGAUGGUGACCUGAAGCAAGACCAGUUCAUUAAAGGGAUAAUGGAGAGGUCAGAUAGCUACAUGGGUCACAAUUUCAUCUGUGAGGAGUGCGGGCGUUGUAUUUGUGAUGAAUGCACACAAGUUCGGAAACUUCCUUCUUGUUGGAUUUGUAACCAGCGCUGUUUGUGCUCAGCCAAAAAUGUCAUUGAGUAUGGAACUUGCCUUUGUUGUAUCAAAGGCCUCUUCUACCACUGCUCUUCUGAUGAUGAGGACAACUGUGCUGACAACCCCUGCACUUGCAGCCAGGGAUCCUGCUGUGCUCGAUGGGCAUUCAUGAGCUUCCUUUCUUUCUUCAUGCCCUGUCUAUGCUGCUAUCCUCCUCUGAAAGGAUGCCUGACACUCUGCCAGAAAGGCUAUGACAAAGUAAAAAGACCAGGCUGUCGCUGUGAGAAUCAUACCAACACUGUCUGCAGGAAAAUAUCCUCCUCUAGUGGCACACCGUUCCCAAGGCCUUUUGACAAACCAGUAUGACCUAAGAAGACCAUCAUGGAUAUGAUCCUACUUCCUUUUCUCCUAUAGUACUUCCUGCUGUCCACUUCUUGGAAACACUUGGUGCCAGAGUCAGCGAAAGCCUUACCAACACCCUAAUAACAAUUCAGGAAUGUAAGAAAUAUUUGGGUGGAACAGUAUACAAUUACAGAAAGAUAUACAGAACAAACAGACACCUCUAAAGCUCCUUAAGUUCAUGCUGCAGUAGACCAGUGACUUUUGGUUCUGUAAUGUUGACAUUGAGAUCUCUGCCAUGUGACCUCCUC
This is a messenger RNA of Nanorana parkeri, 1430 nucleotides long. RefSeq names its product sprouty RTK signaling antagonist 3 (gene SPRY3). Gene Ontology annotation, cellular component: membrane; cytosol. Lineage: Eukaryota; Metazoa; Chordata; Amphibia; Anura; Dicroglossidae. The transcript has 2 exons. Gene Ontology annotation, biological process: negative regulation of Ras protein signal transduction; negative regulation of fibroblast growth factor receptor signaling pathway; multicellular organism development. The coding region runs from base 274 to 1146 and encodes 290 amino acids. The record is from RefSeq and is a predicted model, not a curated record.